Molecule: messenger RNA, 1045 nt
Organism: Gasterosteus aculeatus aculeatus (three-spined stickleback)
Lineage: Eukaryota; Metazoa; Chordata; Actinopteri; Perciformes; Gasterosteidae
Gene: svbp
Product: small vasohibin binding protein
Biological process (GO): protein secretion; negative regulation of protein ubiquitination
Cellular component (GO): apical part of cell
Source: RefSeq, a predicted model, not a curated record
GGAUUUGUUUAUUGGUGGCACCUCGGCAACAGCUGUCGGCUAGGCACUACGCGCAUACACGUACAGCCUCCUUUCUCACCAACGCAACGUUUAUUACAUCAUAUUUCUGUCUCACACGGUGUCAUAUUUCCCCGGUCGCCAUGGAGCCGGCCUGCCGUAAAGACAAACCCAAGCUGAACUCCACCCCGACCAGAGGAGACCGAGCCAGGCACAAGUCUGCACAGCAGGAGCACAAACAGCGACAGAGAGCAGAGAUUUAUGCCUUGAACAAGGUGAUGACCGAGUUGGAACAGCAGCAGUUUGAGGCCUUCUGUAAGCAGAUGCAGGCACAAGGAGAAUGAUGAGACGUCCUGCUCCACCUGCACCAGGACCCUGCAAAAGCAGCGUGUACGCACACAAUGACCUUCACACAGUCGGAAACAAUUCUAGUUUCCACGGACGUUAAAUAAGACAAUCAGUGUUGUUUGGUUUAGUGGCGGUUUACCGUCUGAAACUUCGGACUCCAGCGAGCGGCCGGAACCAGUUGAGCUGAACCCAGAACUCUACAGAUGAAUAAAGUAUUGACUUAACGAGUGUAUGUUACAAAGACAUGGCUGAUGGUUCAUGUAAUCGGGUUGUUUGAGGACCUGCGCAUAAAAAAGGACUUAACUGUAAAUGCAGUAUCUCUUAAAUCUAUUUGGCUCGUCAGCAUUCAGUGCCUGUAUUUCAACCUAUUCAACAAAGGUCCAAAUUUAAACGUAGGAACCACAAUGUUGGCGAAAAUGCUCAGUAUGAAUUAAACACUAUGAACCUCACGCCACAGAAAUAUGACCAUGUAAUCUAGGAUGUAUGUUCUAUCCAUGAUACCAUUCAAGCAGAGAUUACACGGGAAGUAAACAUUUAAGUGUUAUAUUUGUUUACAAUUUGAAUGUGACGUCAAAGAAAAAAGCGAAAGGAGUGGUUACUGUGUAACAAAGUGAUGUGCGGACAGGAUUCAUAGCCUGGCAUGCAGGAUACUUUGGGUACGCUCUUUGGUAUGAAUAAAACGUGUCCGGCUCUUUGAGAA